Messenger RNA from Thalassophryne amazonica, 919 nucleotides. RefSeq names its product F-box only protein 48. NCBI's taxonomy places the organism in Eukaryota, Metazoa, Chordata, Actinopteri, Batrachoidiformes, Batrachoididae. Gene Ontology annotation, molecular function: protein binding. The transcript has 2 exons. Bases 263 to 784 code for a protein of 173 amino acids. The record is from RefSeq and is a predicted model, not a curated record.
ACACACACAUUCAAUUUUCGUUUCGAAAUGUGCUAUCAGUUUUGCUAACCUGGUUUUGUUUGUAUUUUUAACACCCCCAAUUUAUGGUCUAUUUCUCACUCAGUCAUCUUGAACCGCUUAUCUGCCAUCGGGUCGUGGGAUAUUUUCUGUGUUCUUCAAAUCUGUUUUUUUUUUUUUCCUUUGAAUAACAGCUUUUUGCUCAAACCCUCUUUGAACAGUUUUCAGUUUUCUUUCACAUCCUCAUAAUUUCUGGGUGUUAAUAAUGUUUUGUCCACCUCUCUGUGUUCUCAGGCUGCUCCGGACCGUCGGACUCGGAGCGAUUAUGCAGGAUGAGGCCACAUGGGUGUCUUCUAAUGUAUUUUUCUUCUGUGAAGGAAACACCUUAACGUGUUCCGGGGACACUCUCCCCCAAAACUUUGCAGAAACACUGCCAACAGAAAUGAGCCUGAAGAUAUUUGGUGAGCUGGACGCGGCGAGCCUUUGCAGCGCCGCACAGACCUGCAAGCUGUGGAAUCACAUCAUCGAGGACAGCGAGCAGCUGUGGAGCAACCAAUGCAUGUUGGUCCGAGCCAUCUGUCAGAGAGAAGUGGACGGAGACAGAAGAGGCGGUCUGUCCUGGAAGGUGACUCUGGUGAAGAAUUACACCAAAAGCUGCCUGAAGAGAGACUGGCUGCGAGGACGGUACAGCCGCGUGGGCUCGGCGGAUGAACUGCGCGGCCGGAAGAUGGUGCCACUGGACGCUGAGACUUGGGGCGAGAUCCUUCAGGCAGAGCUGGACAGAUGAGCCGCCGCACUUAUUCAUUUAAAGCACACGCAGCACUUCAAAGUCUGAUUUUAUUUUAAUUUAUGUUUUAUACGUUUGGGUGAUUUUGUGAUGACAGAAAAUUGUUUAUAACUGCUGCAGAUUUUUUUGUACUUA